Messenger RNA from Anthostomella pinea, 474 nucleotides. The record is from the annotation of a GenBank genome assembly. Lineage: Eukaryota; Fungi; Ascomycota; Sordariomycetes; Xylariales; Xylariaceae.
AUGUCGAACUCACCCGGGCAUUGGGGUUCGGCUCUUCCCGUGCGGUCGAAAAACUUGAUAAUGGAAACAUCCAUGUCGAAUUUACCCGGGCAUUGGGGUUCGGCUCGUCCCGUGCGGUCGAAGAGCUUGAUAAUGGAAACAUCCCAGGAAAUUGUCGAGUCAUCUCGGCCGAACGAGGAUGCUAUCGAGCAGUUCUUUGACCUGGAGGCCGCCUCCCUGCCGCAGACCGACCAGGACUAUUCCAGCAGCGAAGCCAUCCCCGGGUUCGAGCCGAUCGGGGGGCACAAGGUAGACCAGCACGUGGCUUCGUUGAACGAAGCGCUCCAGCAUGAGAACGGGACCGGUGGAAACGGUCCGUGGGUCCAUCCCUGGAGUGAGAAUUCCUGGAUGGGCACUGUUCGCGCGACGUUGCCAGAUCAAAGAAUCGGCACACCAAGGGUCGCGCAGCCGGUGGCCAAGGUGGAUUUACAAUAA